Chelonus insularis is the source of this 3746-nucleotide messenger RNA. It is a transcript of the gene haf, whose product is annotated as leucine-rich repeat and fibronectin type-III domain-containing protein hattifattener. The coding region runs from base 364 to 3099 and encodes 911 amino acids. The transcript is spliced from 6 exons. The record is from RefSeq and is a predicted model, not a curated record. Gene Ontology annotation, molecular function: protein binding. NCBI's taxonomy places the organism in Eukaryota, Metazoa, Arthropoda, Insecta, Hymenoptera, Braconidae.
UACCCUACCUUACUACUCUCUUAGCUGGUUCGGUAAAGCCACGAGUCGGGAUUUACGGUGUCCAACUCUACUACUUCUUACAGUUGCGUCCAAGACUUUGGUGAUGCCGAUACUAUACGGGAACUAUUUGUUAUUGAAGAACUAUUUUAAUAAUCAUUUUUGACAACAAUUUUUUAACAUUCUAAAUAACAAUUUAAAAUAAAAAAUUAAUGAAUUUUAAAUUCAUUUACCUGUGAAGUGAUUUGUUUCUUUUUUUAUAACCGGAAUUCAAUUAAAUACAGUGACUAAAAAAAAUUGUGUUUAACACCAUGAAGACAUUGAGAUAUUAUAAGUGACUGGCAACCUGAAGACUGAACAUUAAAAAUGCGUCCAUCAUUGAAGCUGUUGCUGCUGUUGGCGAACUUAUUGAGCAUUACAGUGGCAACUUCCCUUUGUCCAUGGGCAUCACACAUAACAGAACUAGAGAGUUCAUGUAUCUGUGAUUAUAAUCUUGCACGUGAACUAUCUGUUCAAUGUGACCUCGUAGAUUUUAGUCAACUGUUAUCAGCAAUAAAGCGUUAUGCUGCUAGAACAACCAUAGAUUUAUUCUACGUCAACAACAGUACGAUUGGAGUACUAAAAAAUGGCUCUUUUUCUAUGAUUCGUAUCAACAACAUGCAGUUGUCAGGAUGUAAAAUUACGUCGAUCGAAGAAAAUGUCUUUAGAGGUCAAGAGCUUUCUCUUAGAUCUCUCAAUUUAAAAGAUAACGAAUUAACUGAUGUUCCAACUGUACCUUUAAGGUAUUUAAGAAACCUUACAGUUCUCGAUUUAUCUAUGAACAAAUUAACCAAGAUUGAAGACAAUUCUUUCCGGAAUCUCAAACUUGUGACUCUCAAACUUGCUGAUAAUGAGAUUACAUUGAGUCCAGCAGCAUUUCGAGGCUUGGAAAAGACUUUGAAAAACCUGAAUCUAAAAGGAACAAAGCAGAAGAAAAUUCCAGAGGCUUUGAGAGGUUUAAAAACAUUGGCAUUCCUUGAUCUGUCUUUGAACAGUAUCAAAGAACUGCCCGGACCGGCAGGGCAAAAAGCUUUUGAAGGACUUGAUUCAUUGACAGGUUUAAAUCUGGAGAGGAAUUUAAUUCAAAGUAUAGGACCCGAUGCUUUUUAUGGCAUAAAGAAAACUUUGAGUUCAUUAAGUUUAUUGAACAAUUUAAUUCCUGAUUUCCCUACGGCUGCUAUAAAUAGUGUCCGUGAAUUACGAGUCUUGGAUAUUGGAUUCAAUCUAAUAACUGAGUUGCCACUGAAUGCCUUUCAAAACAAUCCUUCAGUCACUCUUCUUGCCAUUGAUGGAAAUCCUCUAUCUACCGUUCCAGAGGAAGCCUUAGCAAGUUUGAAUGGCACCCUCAGGGGUCUAAGUCUCGGUGGACGUUUCCUAGUUUGUGAUUGUAAACUUAGAUGGGUUGCCAAUUGGAUACGGACGAAAGAUUUGCAAGUAACAAGUCGCGAACGUAAACCGCAGUUCUGUGGUAGCCCAUUACGAUUGCAAGAAAGGAACUUUUAUAAUAUUGACCCUGAAGAAUUAAUGUGCGAGAGGCCAUCGGAGAUCAUUGGAAUCGGUACGGUGGAAAGCGUAGAUACAAAAGAACCAACUGGUCCAGUUAGUGGAGUUGUAGAUGAAUUACUGCCCACUACUCGUGUACCAUCAACUACUCUACCAUCAUUUCCUUCUACUUCAAUAACAACUCAGCAAACCACUCGAGUGAGUCCCAACAUCACUUCCUCGACAGUUACAACAACUAUAAGUACAACCACUGAAUUAAAGACAACUGAAGUAGCCACUACCUUAUCCACUGUACCAUCAACAACCACUCGACCCACUGCUCGGACUGGUAAUGUUGUUAUAGUUAGGACAACUGUACCACCACCACCACCACCACCUCCAAGAAUGUCACAUACUCCUGAACAUGGAACUCUUCAACAACAUCAACCACGGCCUCCAUUAGUCCUCGGAUCUCCAUUGUAUAAAUCAAAAAAUAUCGAGAAGGAUAUCAUCGUUAAAGAUGCCUUGAGACAAGACAAUUCCGUGAUCAUUUACUGGGAUACUGAAGCUUCUAAUAUUCUCGGAUUCCGAGUUGUUUAUAGACUCUUCGGAGAUGCUAGUUUCAAGCAAGCUCCACCUCUAGAGGCCAGUGAACGCGAGUUCAAAAUAAAAAAUGUUCCAUCUCAAGAAUGCAUCGUGGUUUGUGUGGUUUCUCUAGAGGAAACUAAUAUCACGCCAGCCAAUGUGCCUUACAGUCAAUGCAGAGAGGUACGCACUGAGAAUUCACCUACGUCAAACAUGGAUAAAAUCACGAUAGCCGCAAGUGCUGCUAUUUGUGCGACAAUUGUGGUUGCAGUCAUCAUUUUUGUGGUUGCCAAUCGUCGAAGAGCACGCAAGCUUCAUACUUUGCAUAGCAUUGAUCAGACUAAAAUGGGAGGUCCAAUAGCUGGACUUCCAGUUAAUUGUUGUUCAAACGUCGGACCUACUCCAAGUCCAGCAGGUCCAUUAGCCUCCAUGGCUACUUUAAGUGCUUAUAAUACUCAAAAAGAGUGGGAUCAAGUAUCUGCUUAUAGUAACAGAAGCAUUCCUAGACCAAGGAUAUUUCCAAUAGAUCGUCAAGGCUCAAUGACAAGAGCAUCAUGCAUGGAUGAAGUUAGAUCUCAAGCCAGUCAUUAUGGUGGAAAAAUAUCAUCUCGUUCAAUUGCUGAUGGACAAUCACAACAUAGCUUUUCUAAUAACUCAUCUCGCUAUUUUGCCAACAACGUGCUAGCGAAUAAUCUCAGUAACACUCGACCAGAGUUACGACAGUCGCGACAAUCUCUGGCCGCUGCUUCGGAUCGAAUGUCACGUAAUGGAUUCCCGGGAAACAAUUUACCACCACAUGCUUCGGCACGCCGUCAACGGCCUCGAUCAAGAAACCGUACAAUGGAACAAAAUCCACCUCGCCCUGGAAGUCGUUACAGCCUAGCAGACUCUACUCACACUCUCAAUAAUUAUGAUGAAAGUAAUUGGACUGAUCAUGAUAUGGACAUAUAUAUGGCACGUAAUCCAACUACAAGAAGUGGUCUUGUGCCUCUCUAAAAUUAUUUGUCCUGAUAAAUUGAUAAUGUGUGUAUUGCUCAAGUGUUUGAUUUCAAUUGACAUCAAGAUGAAGUCUUAGUUAGGAUUAAAUUAAUUGUAUUAAAAGACACUAAACUUCCUAGACAGUCAAAUUAUUUAGUGGUAUUAUUAUUUUAUAUCGCUGUUUUAAGAAGAUAUAAGAUGACUCUAGAUAAUCAUUAGUAUAUUACCUUUAAUGUUAAAGAAUCUAGGAGUUUUUAUGAAAAAAAAACGCCAGAUUUCACGCGCGAAAUGUACUUAUAAAAUAUUUAAGAUUAUUUUGUAAUAGUUAUAAAAUACUAUUUUUCAUCCCCAAACCAUAUCCUUAAUAGAUUUUUACAACAGAGAAUGAAUUGAAAAAAGUUAGAGACUAUUGUAACAUUUGUUUGUCCAAAGACUGUAACAUGACCGCGAGCAUUAAUGACAUAAUGACAAUUAUAAAAAUUUUUCAUAUUUUUGGUCACUACUUUAAUGAUAACUAAUUAUAUGUGAAUAGUUUUUCGUAAAUAAAUAUACCGAAGAAAUAAUUAUCGUUAAUAAUAAAAUUUUAUAUCAAAUAUGUAAUGUAAUUUAGAAUGUAAUGCUAAUAUUUGUACAUGAAUUAUUUUAUAGAAAUGAUCUUAUUGUAC